CGCCGCUGAUACACACGGAGCGCAGACGCCCAGCAUCUCCCGGCAGAGAUGAGCGAUCAGCCCGGGCUCCUGCGGCCGGACACCGGGGAGAAGCUGAUCCUCUACCACUGGACGCACUCGUUCACAUCGCAGAAGGUGAGGCUCGUCGUAGCAGAAAAGUCUUUGAAGUGUGAAGAGCACGAUGUCAGCCUUCCACUCAGCGAGCACAAUGAGCCCUGGUUCAUGCGGCUCAAUCCCUCCGGAGAAGUUCCAGUUCUGGUUCAUGGAGAAAAUAUCAUCUGUGAGGCUACACAGAUCAUCGAUUAUCUGGAACAGACAUUUACUGACGAGAAAACACCAAGACUGGUCCCAAGUGAAGGAAGCGUCUACUACAUCCGAGUACAGCACUACCGGGAGCUGCUUGACUCCCUGCCGAUGGAUGCGUAUACUCAUGGCUGUAUCCUGCACCCAGAGCUGACAGUGGAUUCCAUGAUACCGGCAUAUGCAACGUCUAGAAUUCGCAGUCAGAUUGGCAGUACUGAAUCUGAACUCAAGAAGCUUGCUCAAGAAAACCCUGACCUUGAAGAUGCCUACAUUGCAAAACAAAAACGCCUGAAAACGAAACUGAUGGAGCAUGACAACAUAAAGUACUUGAAGAAAAUACUGGAUGAGCUGGAAAAAGUUCUGGACCAGGUCGAAACUGAAUUGCAAAGACGAAGUGAAGAAACGCCAGAAGAAGGGCCGGGCAGCCAGUCAUGGCUGUGUGGACAGUUUUUCAGCCUGGCAGACGUAUCGUUAGCUGUCACUCUGCACCGAUUGAAGUUCCUUGGAUUUGCUCGAAGAAACUGGGGGAAUGGAAAACGUCCUAAUUUGGAGGCAUAUUAUGAAAGAAUCUUGCAAAGGAAGACUUUCAGUCAAGUUCUUGGAAAUGUUAAUAACAUUUUAAUCUCUGCUGUAUUGCCGACUGCAUUCCGCGUGGCCAAAAAACGAGCCCCUUCUAUUCUGGGCACUACCGUCAUGAUGGGAUUGCUGGCGGGUGCAGGCUACAUUUGUUUCCUCUGCGUUAGAAAAAGACUUUUUAAUGCAUUCUCAUCUAUUAGGUCAAAACACUUUUUUUAGUUGACCUUAAAGGGGAUGUCUCACUUCAGCAAAUAGCAUUUAUCUCGAUCAUUAGAGAAAGUUAA
Molecule: messenger RNA, 1163 nt
Organism: Bufo gargarizans (Asiatic toad)
Lineage: Eukaryota; Metazoa; Chordata; Amphibia; Anura; Bufonidae
Gene: GDAP1
Product: ganglioside induced differentiation associated protein 1
Exons: 6
Coding region: 49-1098 (349 amino acids)
Biological process (GO): mitochondrial fission; mitochondrial fusion
Cellular component (GO): mitochondrial outer membrane
Source: RefSeq, a predicted model, not a curated record